This is a messenger RNA of Jatropha curcas, 3393 nucleotides long. Its product is annotated as Leucine-rich receptor-like protein kinase family protein. NCBI's taxonomy places the organism in Eukaryota, Viridiplantae, Streptophyta, Magnoliopsida, Malpighiales, Euphorbiaceae. Gene Ontology annotation, biological process: protein phosphorylation. Gene Ontology annotation, molecular function: ATP binding; protein kinase activity; protein binding. The record is from RefSeq and is a predicted model, not a curated record.
AAGCUCUUCAUUUCUCUCUCACCCUAUUUGUUCCUCAUCACUACACAUACACAUUAUAUACUUUCAAACCCUUUCUUCUCUUUCAAUCCAAGUUUUCCCUCAUCAGUGAUCUUCAUUAUCUUUGAAUUUUACUGUGCUGUAAUCAUGUCUCCUAGGUUUUGCAGUGCCUAGUUCAACUGUAAAUGCAUGCAAAUUAGCUUCAGAUCCGAGGAACAUCUUCUUUUCAAGAAAGACGAGGUUGUUGUUACGUGUAGAUGUUAUACUAUCAUCAAUGGCUCCCAAGAAACAACCAAUAAUGCUGUUCAUAUUCUUGUUCUUGUUCUUGAAUAAUUCUCGCAUGUUACAUGCAGAGGAACUUGACCUACUUUUACAAUUCAAAUCUGCCAUUAACGACCCUUUACAAUAUCUUUCCAACUGGAAUCCUUCCACGACUUUUUGCAAAUGGCAGGGAAUAACUUGCAACAACGACUCUUUUGGCAUUAAGGCCAUUGAUCUACCAGGAAAAAAUAUCUCUGGCGAGCUUCCCUUGUCAAUCUUUCAAUUGCCAUAUAUUGAAACGAUAAAUCUUUCAAGCAAUCAGCUUUCUGGUCAAAUUGCUCCUCGCAUUUUCUCAAGCGCUAAUUCGCUUCGAUAUCUCAACCUUAGUAACAAUAACUUCACUGGUUUUAUACCAGAGGGAUCAAUUCCUUCCCUGGAGACAUUAGAUCUGUCUAAUAAUAUGCUUACGGGGAAAAUUCCUCAAGAAAUUGGAUCUUUUUCAAGACUUAAGUUUCUUGAUCUUGGUGGAAAUGUUUUAGUGGGAGAAAUUCCCAUCUCUAUAACAAAUAUCACAAGCUUGCAAUUCUUGACGUUGGCUUCAAAUCAGUUAGUGGGUCGAAUUCCAAAAGAAAUAGGCCAAAUGAAGAACUUGAAAUGGAUUUACUUAGGCUACAACAAUCUUUUAGGAGAAAUUCCAAAAGAAAUAGGGGAAUUAACUUUCUUGAAUCAUCUUGACCUUGUUUAUAAUAAUCUCACUGGAUCAAUUCCCUCAUCUUUAGGAAACCUCACUAAUCUUCAGUAUCUCUUUCUUUAUCAAAACAAGCUUUCAGGUACAAUUCCAGACUCCAUUUUCAGCCUCAGAAAGUUGAUUUCACUUGAUCUUAGUGAUAAUUCUCUUUUCGGUAAGAUUCCAGAGCUUAUAGCUCAGUUGCAAAACUUGGAAAUUCUCCAUCUUUUCUCCAACAACUUUUUUGGAAAAGUCCCUACCGCUUUAAGUUCGUUACCUCGCCUCCAAGUCCUUCAACUUUGGGCCAACAACUUUUCAGGUGAAAUUCCUCAAGAUCUUGGAAAGCAAAAUAAUCUCACUAUAAUAGACCUUUCCACCAAUUCUCUCACCGGAAAAAUUCCUCAAGGUUUAUGCACGUCAGGAAAUCUCUUUAAGCUUAUUCUGUUCUCAAAUUCACUCGAAGGCGAAAUCCCUAAGAGCUUGAGCACUUGCAAAAGCUUGCAGCGAGUACGUCUUCAAGAAAAUAAUUUAUCUGGUGAAAUUCCGCAAGAGUUCACGAAGCUGCCACUUGUUUAUUUCUUGGAUUUAUCAGGUAAUAAUUUUUCAGGCAGAAUUGAUACGAGAAAAUGGGAGAUGAAGUCACUUCAAAUGUUGAAUUUGGCCAGAAACAGAUUUUUCGGAGGCUUGCCUGAUUCAUUUGGCAGCGAAAAGCUUGAAAACUUGGAUUUGUCUUCAAACAGAUUUUCAGGUACUAUUCCUUUGAAGUUUGGGAGUUUAUCAGAGCUAGUACAACUGAAUUUAAGUGGAAACAAGCUCUCUGGUCAAAUCCCAGUUGAGUUAUCUUCAUGCAAGAAGCUUGUAAGUCUUGACCUAAGCCAAAAUCAGCUUUCUGGUGGAAUCCCUGCUGGUUUUUCUUUAAUGCCAGUUCUUGGCCAGCUUGAUUUAUCCCAUAAUCAAUUAUCCGGCGAGAUACCAAAGAAUUUAGGUACAGUGGAGUCGCUUGUUCAAGUGAAUAUCUCUUACAAUCAUUUUCAAGGUAGUUUACCACCUACAGGAGCUUUUCUUGCUAUAAACGCAAGUUCAGUUGCCGGUAAUGAACUAUGCGGCGGUGAUACUUCUAGUGGCUUGCCUCCAUGCACAAGAGUAAAAAAUAAUCCCGUUUGGUGGCUCUAUUUUGCUUUUAUUCUUGGUGGUUUAGUUGUUGUUGCUUUUAUUGCUUUUGGGAUUAUGUUAAUUAGGGGACGAAAGAGCUUAGAGCUGAAACGAGUGGAAAAUGAAGAUGGGAUAUGGGAAUUGCAAUUCUUCCAUUCUAAGGGACCAAAAUCAGUCACAAUUGAAGACAUUUUACUGUCCAAGAAAGAAGAAAAUGUCAUCUCUAGAGGCAAGAAAGGGCUUUCAUACAAAGGAAGGUCAAUAGCAAACGGCAUGCAGUUUAUGGUAAAAGAAAUAAAUGACAUGAACGCAAUUCCACAAAAUUUUUGGCCUCAGGUUGCUGAAUUUGGUAAGCUCAAGCAUCCAAACAUUAUCAAAUUAAUCGGAAUUUGUCGGUCGGAUAGGGAUGGAUUUUUUGUUUACGAGUACAUAGAAGGCAAAAAUUUGACUCAAAUUCUUCACAAUUUAAGUUGGGCAAGACGGCGCAAAAUUGCCAUUAGUAUUGCGAAAGCUCUCCGGUACUUGCACUGUUAUUGUUCACCAAGUGUUCCCGUCGGUUAUAUCUCCCCGGAGAAAAUUAUUGUAGAUGGAAGAGAUGAAGCUCACCUGAGAUUAAGCCUUCCUGAUACCAAGUUCUUCAUUUCUUCUGCCUACGUUGCUCCAGAAACUAGAGACUUGAAAGACAUCAAUGAGAAGAGCGACAUGUAUGGAUUUGGUCUGAUCCUGGUCGAGCUAUUGACCGGAAAAAGUCCCGGCGACGCUGAAUUCGGGGUACACCAAAGCAUUGUUGAGUGGGCCAGGUACUGCUACUCAGAUUGUCAUCUUGACAUGUGGAUUGAUCAAACGAUCAAAGCAGAAGCAUUGAUGAAUCAGAAUGAGAUUGUUGAAACAAUGAAUUUAGCUCUCCAUUGCACAGCCACUGACCCUAAAGCCCGACCAUGUGCAAGUCAUGUGUUUAAAACCCUCGACUCUGCUUUGACGACAAGUCGUUCUUGUGUUUCAAGCUUAAAGCUUUCUUCAUCGCGGUUCUAGUUUGUUUCAUCAUCAUCUAAUUUUUGUUCACGUUUUGAUUUUUUUUUUCUUUUUCAUUUUCCCUUUUUAAUUAUAUAUUGGAUUUUCUAGUAUAAGAUGUUAAAAAUGAUUGUUACUCAAAUGUUUUGUAUGGUUCGUUUGACAUACAUACUACUGAUGAGUGUAAAAAUGUAGAUAUUAAAUCCGCAUUAUAUGAAUUAUAACUUUUUCUUUUAAUUAUAUAA